UAAAUACACAUAACCUCAAAAGUUUCGGAACGUCAAAAUAAACUUCAUUGAGGUUAUGUAUGUUGUCAAAUUUUAUUGUAAAAUUUUUGUUAUAAUACUAAAGAAAAAUUAUUAAGUCUUAAAAUUACGUAAUUAUAAAACGACGAUAUGGAUGACGACAUUUAUAAUAAGUUAAAAAAUUCAGCUUUUUCAAAAAUGACAAGAGUGAGUCCAAAAAAUAAUAGAGUAACAUUAGGACCGGAAGCAAUAGCAACAUGUUCAACACCAAAAAAGAAAGUGCAAAAGUUGGCGCAAACCCCAAAAACAAAAUAUACAACAUCUAACAUAGCAAAACCAUCUCCGAUGAGUCGAUUAAUAGCAGGGUUGGAAAAGUUAAAAAUGGAAGAUGCAUAUGAGGCAAUAAAUCAAAGGCAUCAACAAUUGGAGGAGUUUGAAAAGGAACAAAAAAAUAAAAUGAAACGUGCGUGGCAUUUACAACAACAAUACAUGGUAGCAAAAGUUCAAGACCAAGAAUUUUUAAUUUAUCAAGCCUUAGAAGAGCAUAAUAAAAAUGCUGUUAAAAAAAACGAAAAGUUGCUUGAGUAUUAUCAAGAAAUAGCUGAGAGAAGACGAAAAAAAGAUGAAGAAUUACAAGAAAAGGAGCAACAAAAAAAGGAAUUAUUAAGAAUUAUCGAUGUUUUAAAAAGAGAUCACACCGAAUUUAGGGAGGGUUUCCAAGAAAUUGUCAAUUUGACAAAAACCCAAGAUUCUGUCUAUUUAAAAACUAAUUUAGGACAUAUCUCAACAAAAUUAAAAGUAUUAAACGGAAAAAUGGAUGAGGUUGUUGGAAAAUGUAAAACUGGAAAUGUUAGUCAAGAAGAUGUGGUUCAAUCAAGUAAUAAUUUAACAGAAUUAAGAGGUUUACAAAAUAAAAUCGUUAAUGAACUAGAAACAGAAAAAAGAUUUAAAGAAGAAAAAAUAAAAGAGGCAAAAUUAAAAGAAGAAAAGUUACGAGAGGAAAAAUUAAAAGAAGAGAAACUAAAAGAAAUGGAACGUUUAAAACAGGAACAAUUAAAAGAACAGAAAUUAAAAGAGGCGGCUAAAAAAGAAGAAAUUAAAUCAAAUCCGAUCCAACAACCAGGAAGUUUAAAAAAAUUAGAUGAUAUUGUUAGUAUGAAUUCAUUAAAACAAUAUUCAGAACUCCAAGAUUUUCAAGUAAACGUACAAAACUCUUAUAAUCAAUUAGAAAAAGAUGAGAGUUUAAAACAAUUUAAAUUUGAUUGUAAAAAAGCGAUAAACAUCCCUGUAAAUGCUAUUUCCGGGUUAAACCCCCAACAUCUUUUAGAUAAAUACAAUAGAUUAUCUCAACUUUUAGCCGGAAAAUCAGUACAAGUUGGUGAUAAACAUUUUUCAGCUAGUAUUCACCCUCAGGGUAUUCUAUAUUGCAUGGAUUUAUUGGCGAAAAAAUUCGUUUUACAAGGUGAUCUAAUGAUAUCGAGUAAUCCUGAAUCUGCGUUUUAUUAUGGAACGAUUAUAGUUUCACUUUGGAAUCAAUUUCCCGAUUUUGGAAAAUUAAUUUUAGCCCAUUUUCAUAAACAGUGUCCUUAUCUAGUUCCCAUUUAUUUACCGAAAUCAAUUGAUCAAACAGAUAGGGAUUAUUAUGAAAGUUUGGGGUAUAAAUAUAACGAAGAUGGAACUGUUGAGAAACAAGACAAAUUUUUAAAACGAAUGAUUGGAAUUAUACGUUUAUAUGCAGCCGUUAUCAUAAGUUUUCCCAAAAAGGACCAAGGUAGAAAAAAUCCGUUGGGUUUAACAGAAGGUUGGAGAUGGUUAACAGCUUUUCUAAAUUUAGAACCAAGAGUGGAUGUUACGGCUACAUUAUUACAAGCGUUUUUAGAAACGAGCGGAUUUCAAAUGCAAGCGCAUUAUGGAAAACAAUUUGUUAAGUUGAUGAAAUAUUUUCAAGUUAAAUUUAUGCCAAUGUUGAAGAAGAUCGAUACUGGUGGGCCAUUUACACGUUUAGAAGGUCUUUUACGCGAAUAUGUUAAAAGGGGACAAUUUGAAAAACCUGGGGGAAUUUUAAAAGAGGGCUUUUGGUGAUUUUUAUUUCAAUAAAAAAAUAUUUCUUUGAAAAUUACUAUUUUUCUGCGACUAUG
This is a messenger RNA of Onthophagus taurus, 2135 nucleotides long. It is a transcript of the gene Gle1, whose product is annotated as Gle1 RNA export mediator. NCBI's taxonomy places the organism in Eukaryota, Metazoa, Arthropoda, Insecta, Coleoptera, Scarabaeidae. Gene Ontology annotation, cellular component: nuclear pore cytoplasmic filaments; nuclear pore; cytoplasm. Gene Ontology annotation, biological process: poly(A)+ mRNA export from nucleus. Gene Ontology annotation, molecular function: translation initiation factor binding; phospholipid binding; inositol hexakisphosphate binding. The record is from RefSeq and is a predicted model, not a curated record.